CCGUCCUUGCGCGAUGCCUGUGUGCAGGCCCUCAUCCGAUGACUCGCUCCAGUCUCCACGACCGGCCCUCGACUCUUUAAUAAUCUCCCGUGACCGCUGCAUGUGGAAGUCUGUGUUCGCUCUCUCUCUCUCUCUCUGUACUGAUCUCUGUUCCUCCUGUGAACCAACGUCUCCCCCUGUGUGUAUACUUGAUCCCUCACGCUGCCCUUCUUCGUAUCGACUGUCCUCGCAGUCCUCUCCCUCCCCGUCACACCCUCCGCCGCCGUCGCAUUCCGUCCUACCGCUCUUAAUUGAUCUCUAACUCCACCCUCCCUUCUUGAACGAACCAAGCUUUCGAGUCAGGUGGGCGUUGGUGUAAAAGAAGGAGCAUUGAAGACCGUCCAAACAAGUGUGAGCCGAAUGGGUUUGUCGAGAUGGGCCAUUGCAGCGGCGCUGCUUCAACUCGCCUCACUUGCACUUGCUCAUGGUCACGAUGAGGAGCACCAUGAUAUGGAUAUGAAGAAGCCGGAAGCCCCUCAUGACAAUGGAGGAGAGGUCGACCCAUAUGACAUGCCCAGCUAUGCUGGCCUGGGCCAGCACCAGAAUAUGAUAAUGGCACAUGUGGUCCUGAUGGUGUUAGCAUGGUUUUUCAUUCUUCCAAUUGGCGCCAUUUUCAGCAUUGGUCGAUCCAAACUCGCUCUUCCAGUUCAAUUUCUCUUCCUGCUCGUCAACGGCGUUGGGCUGCUGUUUGGGAUUGUGUACAACAUCAACACUCCAGAUUUGUACGUGCACAAUGCCCACCACAGAAUCGGCUGGAUUGCCACCUGGAUCAUGACCGCUCAGGUCAUUGCGAGCCUGUUGUUUGCCUACUCGCGGAGAGGCAAGCAACCCGCAGCUCCAGUCGGGGAGAGGGCAGCGUUCCUCCCAGUUUCAGUUGAGAACAUGGCCCAGCAUAACAGGCGGCCGCCCUAUAAUGCUUACCGCUGGUCCGGCGACAGUGGCCAAGGCACCGAUACUUCCUCGACGCUGCACAGCCGUGACGGUUCUCCAACGGUUGUGGGUCGACGCGACACCUUUGACGACUUCGAGAAGCCUGAGCCCGUGCCAGACUCGGAAGAUGAUGAAGACGUGCAAUUGCCGCAGCAGCCUAGCCGGCAAUCCCGUUGGUUCCGCAUCAGCUUCAUCGACAGAUACCUGUCCGCACGAAUCCCCAAUCUGGUCUCCUCUCAGAUUCUGCGAAUCAUCGAGAUUGUGUACAAUGUGGUUGACAGACUGAUUCUGGUCCUUGGUUUCAUCGCGUUGGUGACCGGAUUCAUCACCUAUUGUGGUCUUUUCAGAGCCAACAACGUCUUCACGGGGCUUGCCCACUUUAUCAAGGGAGGAAUUUUCUUCUGGUACGGUCUGCUCACCCUAGGACGAUGGAUGGGUUGCUUUGCCGAUCUAGGCUGGGCUUGGAAUCUUAAGCCGACCCGCAGCGAAGUCGGCCAAUGGAAGUCGAAAAUCCCCUCGGCUGAAUUCACAGAAUCCUUUGUCAUUUGGCUGUACGGUGCAACCAAUGUCUUCUUGGAGCAUCUUGCUGCUUGGGGUGGCCAGUGGUCGGCGCAGGACUUCGAACAUGUCUCGAUCGCCAUCAUGUUCUUCGGCGGUGGAUUGUGCGGUAUGCUUGUUGAGUCCAGCAUCGUGCGACGAUGUUUGAACACCGUUGUCGACAACAUGCCCGCCCGGACGGACGUCCAUCCUAGCGAAGCGCUGGAACUGCGCGAAACCCCGAAGCAGUACACCACAUCUCUCAACCCUAUGCCCGGCUUGGUCAUCAUCCUCCUCGGAAUCAUGAUGUCCGCGCAUCACCAGGACUCGAUGGUUUCCGCCAACGUACACUCACAAUGGGGCACGCUGCUGGUCGGCUUCGGUGUCGCUCGUAUGUGCACCUACCUAAUCUUGUUCCUCUCUCCACCUAAGUCGGUCUAUCCAACCCGACCCCCUACCGAGCUGGUCGCCUCCUUCUGCUUGAUCAGUGGUGGCAUCAUCUUCAUGGCCAGUGCCCGAGACAUCAUCCACUAUAUGGAGACGACAGGCCUCAUGGCCAUGUUUGUGCUCACUGUCACAUGUGGGUUCACAGCGUUCAUCAUGGCGUAUGAGAUCAUCGUGCUGUCACUCAAGGGCUGGGCCAUGAGGAGGGAAAACAAGGGCGCGGCCCCUAGAUUUUGAGGAUUGAGCCAUGCUCCGUGCAGUGUUUUCCUGGUCUGACUGCGUCGAUCGAAGACCUGCACGUGAUUGUCGAAAGCCGCUCAUCCCCCACCACCCCCAAUCUCAAAGGAGUCGGGAGGACCUCCAAUCACGCACUACACCAGAACCCCCGAGCUUUUUUUACGUUGUACAGCUUCUUACGAUCAUUACCCUACUGGGCGGCUCCUCGCAUCAGACAUAGCCUUGUGGAAGACCGACGCCCGAGUAUAACGACGAUUUACGACACGUCCCGAGUUUUGGAGAGACCUGCCUAAUGAGGAAGCGAAAGGGUGAAACGAAAUGGGAGAGAGGAGGCUCAUCAUUAUGUGAUCUGGAAUUUUUAUUAAAACGCACGAUACCCCCUUUUACAGACGCCGCGCGCCGGUCACGUUCUGCGUCGCUCAGCACUGCCAUAGGCGUCCGCGCAUCCAGUGAUACCCCCCCAAAUCCAUAGAUUAUCGCAGCUAGUGGAUAGCUUGCUUUCUAGCUAGCUAGCUGGUUAUUGUCCAUAGCAGCAGUGGAAACACUGCCCUGGUGUGCUUUGUCCGCAUUCGGGCGAACUACUAGUAUAGUAAUCAAAGAAGAACUAUUGUUACAA
Cladophialophora immunda is the source of this 2803-nucleotide messenger RNA. RefSeq lists its product as uncharacterized. Lineage: Eukaryota; Fungi; Ascomycota; Eurotiomycetes; Chaetothyriales; Herpotrichiellaceae. The transcript is spliced from 4 exons. The record is from RefSeq and is a predicted model, not a curated record. The coding region runs from base 400 to 2187 and encodes 595 amino acids.